UUCCAAGCGGCAGCUGAUCCGCAGCCGGCGGUUUUUUCGGAGUCGGCGGCGGUACUCUAGAAGUCCCGCCUUGUUUUUUCGUUGCGCUGCCCGAAGCGGCGCCCGGAUACAUUUUUUUCUUUAGUUCCUCGCUCAUCUCUUGAAGUGUUUCCUCUUCACCCGUGCUGUUGUGAGUUUCUUGAGUUCAUCUCGAAUUUGGUAGUCGACGCAACAGAUAUAGUGCGCGUGAAGACGACCUCAGGGGGUGCAACAUCCCGAGUUGACGGAGUGUGUGUUUGUUGUGCGCGUGGUGUCCUGUGUUGGUUGUUGUUGCAACUUCGGCGAGAAGGCCUGAACGACUGCCGUGUACGACUCGACGACCGAAGUGGAGAGAGUGAGUGAACUCCCAACUUCGCCGGACCCGAUGCUAGAAGACACGGUGUGACGACGCGACUUCGAAAACAGGCGAAGCCACCGAGUGUGUUUUGAAUCGGUGGCGGCAAAAAGAAGCUCGGACUUGCGUGUACAAAGGCGCCCGAACUCCCAGGAAUGAGGCCUCCUUCGACGCGGUCUCUGUGAAAUAUUUUGAAGUCGCACCUCCGCAGAGAGGUAGCGCGGUUUUGAAUCCACGGCCGCUACCAUGGCAUGCGAUACGAGGCACGACCGCUCGGCUCCCUAUGCUAGGUGGUCGUGCGUCGCAGGCUGACGCGUGUCUCUCGCCUUACAAGUUUCCACGAAGGAUAAACAAAAAAGUAAAAAAAAAGUGUACGUGUGACAGCCGCAAACGGAGUGUACUGCGUUUUCUUUUUUCUUAAACCCGGUCACUUUUUCUGUUAUUCUUGAAAAGUUUACUUCCCAGUGGGUCUGAAAGUGUGUUGUGCGCCAUUGCACCGUGCGAAGAAGAAAUCUGCGCGUCGCGACUUUGGCAAACUCCACACCGACAAAGUUUUAUUAUUAUCAAUUUUUUUUUUUUUCACGGGAUUUCGAGGCUUCUGUGAGAAACGACACCAGCGGAAGAGAUAGUCGGUUUUUUUCGGGCUUGGAGAACGACAAACCCGAAACCCGACGGAGUUCCCGUCUCGGACCGUGAUCACCAUGCCUUGGAUCCUGCUGUUUUUCGUGUUGGCGAUUAUUGAAGCACUACCGGUGGAUGUGUCCUGCGUACGGCUGGCGGAUAUUUACUGGAAUGCCACGAAUCCAAUCUUCCGCAUUGACAACACGGACCACAUCAUCGACGUGAACAAGGGCAACAUCCCGUUCGAGUACGACCAGGUGAACAUCAUCUGCCCCGUCUACCGCACGGGAACCCAGGAGGAGGACGUCGAGCGGUACAUCAUCUACAACGUGUCCAAGGAAGAGUACGAUUCGUGCCGCAUCACGAACCCGACGCCGCGCAUCAUCGCUGUUUGCGACAAACCCCACCAGUUAAUGUACUUCACGAUCACCUUCCGCUCCUUCACGCCCCAGCCCGGGGGGCUCGAGUUCAGACCGGGACAGGACUAUUAUUUCAUCUCCACCUCGACAGGAAGCGUAGAGGGACUGCACCAGCGCAUCGGCGGCCGAUGCGCCACCCACAACAUGAAGGUCAUCUUCAAGGUCUGCUGCGACCCCAGCAAAAGCGCGACGACUUCUCGGCCUCGCUCGACGACGACAAGCACGGCGCUGCCUCCGGCCGUGCCGUCCUCGGUUCCCCGCGACGAGCUGCCGUCGGACCGGCGGCGGCCGUGGGCGACCAACGCGACGCGCCCGGUGCUGCCGCCAUCCGGGCCCGCAGCGCGACCCCGGGCCCCGUGGCUGCCGCCCACGGCCGUGCCCGAGGAGUCCCCGCUGCCCCCUCCGAGGCGGUGGCCCGUGUUCCCGCCGAGACCGCCGCCGCACAGGCCCAUCAAGACGUACGACGUGCCCGUGGCGGACGGCAAGCAGUCUUCCAAGAAGACCGCCGAGAACCGAGACAAGCUGCCAAACGAAACGAGAGCCAAGAACGAGGAGCUGGUGAACAGUGCCUCAUCGCUGGUCUCAUUAUGGUGGGCUGUUCCACUGACCACAUUGCUGGCUGUGCACUUCAAUGUCAUUCUGACAAGAACAAGAUGAAACAGUCGCCACUUCGCAUCGUUGUCUGCACCACGUUGUGAAUGUUUAGAUCAACCAUCUGCUAAGCCGCUGCCACUAACGGACAAAACGAGUGAGCUGGCAGACUAGCAGACAGCAGCAGUCACCCGCUUACAUGCGCUGCUGAAUGUUGCAUCGUCCACAGUGUGUGCUGUGCACCGAGAAGACUAUUCUGUUCUGGACAUUCUUUAUUAUGUUAGGCUGAAAUGUCUGCACCUGAUUGCGCUUUCACGGCGCUGUGGGACUGCAGGCUAGGACUUUCAAGCACUGAAGUACCAUCUAUGGUCGUCGACAUCAUCUGGUCAGUCAAUGUGUUUUUUUUUUUGUGUUUAUGGGAACAAGAGUGGGUGACACGCCUGCGUGGAUGCCAGUGUUGUGCGCAGUGUGAUGCGCCGAACAUUUUCCAGCCAGUCUUUGGCAGCCUGACAGUGUUGUGUCCAGUGCUGGCAGAUGGCGACACCUGUGACCCAAGAACAGUGGUGUACUCCCUGCGGCGCCCUCUACUUAGUGGCCAUUUUACGUCUUGUCUAAAGAAAAAUUGACUUUUGAAUUUCUUUAAAUUGUUUUUCUUCUCCCUGUCGAGGCCUCUGUAUCUGGCAUUGUCUGUCAGCACUUUCUGUCCCUCCUCUGAUUCUGGGUUGUGACCCACGAUGCCUGAACUUGCUCUGCGGGCAAUUGCACUUCUGCAGUACUAGUUUUGCCUUGUUGACUUCGGGAGAAGCAAAGGAGGUCUUCAGUGCAUGCCCGUCCAAGCCAGCGGAUUGCGGCUUCAAAACUGAGAUGGCAUUUCAUUCCCGUGUGGAAAAGCAAAAGCAGAGUCGCUAGCAUGGAGCACCGUCUCACUAUUUCCAGUGGCAGUUAGCACUUGGUGUCAAUUUUUGGUAUACAUCUGCACAUAGUGAAACUCGUGUUAGUGAACUGAGUGAGUGAGAAAGAGGAUCACAUGCAUCAUUUGUUUUAUACUUUGAGGAGGGCGUGAAGGCUGAGUGGCAGGGCUAACAGAAUAAGUCCCAAAGCAGUUAUUGAAGAGGGCAGGAAGUUAGUGAGUUUUGGAAGAUGCCAUAUAUAAACUGCAUGAUGUUAAGUGACAAUGCAUUUAAGGUGCAAUGUUCCCAGGUUCAGAAAAAGGACAUAUUUAAUUCGUUUCUAUAAAAUGAAGCACCAAAGUUGUGGGGAGCAGAGUUUGCAGUUUCCAGUGUUUCUCGCCACAUGCAUCUGUGUGCUGACCUUCAUGCCCCAGCAAGCGCACAUUUUUGCUGGGCAGCAGUUGCGUAUGUGCAUCACAGCCUGAAAAAAUCAGGCACAUUGCCGAGGCCACUUCCACACACCUUGGAAUGAUUUGCAUAGCAUGCACUGUUUAAACUCUUAUUUGAUAGGUUGCCUGAAGACAGAGCUCUACUGAUGCGAUGCUGCGUGUGCUAUAACAUAGAAUCUCUAUGAAAGUGGACCAUUCUUCUGUUAAUCUUGAAGUGCAGUGCCAAAGGUAGUCGUAGUGGACUACUGGUAGCUAGCCAGUAAUCGCAUUUUAAAGAAAGUGCAUAUUUUUCAUGUUUGCAAAGUGCCUUACACGCAUUGAAAUGGCAGCACCAGUAGCAGCAGAGCUUUUUCACUUGGUCCUACUGGCUUCUGUAAGAAUUUUAGACUUUUCUUCUGGAGAGGUGGGGACUCUUGACAGCGCUACAACUCUGCAUUUAGAUUUCAUAACAGCCAAACAAUUUGUCUGUCUACAAAGAGUGCAAGGUUAUUUAUCUGUAAUGCACUCAUAUGUUGGAAGCUUUUCAAUAAGAUGCCCGCUUAGAAUUACACAUUUUAUUGUUUGGUCAAAAAUUCCUCAGAACUGAAUUUUCUAAAGCGGUGCAGCAGCUAUCAUCCCUGGCCCGCCCCUCCCCAUUAAAUAAUUCUUUCCUCAGCCUGGGUAAUAAUGCACUUUAGCCGAAGAGCCUCUCCAGAGGGUUAUGAAAAGGCUAGUGAUUAACUGCUUAUCCACUCCCCUCAUUUAUGUACUGCCACUAGAUACAGCAAAUAUAUGUUCACCACAUCGUAUUGCUAAAAUGUGGCGUAACUGUGCUUUGUGGACCACCAUUGAUUGCUUGGUGAAGUUGUGUAAAUGCACUCUGUAGGCUAGGUAGGCAACCCUCGGUGUUCUUUUACGAUGUGUCCCUGUCCACUGAUGCACUGGCUGAAAAACUCUGCUCCCUAAACUGUUGUGCUAUCGCUUAUAAGUCCACGGUGCACUAUUGAUAACGAACAGUGAUCAUUGAGAUGAAUAUAUAUAUUCAGCAACACUGUUGUUAUGAAGAUUGCGUUACUUCCAGCACAACAACAUUCACUACAGCCCUCAAUUUUAAGCAUAUCCAAUUUCGGUCGUAUCAAGCCUUAUUUGGUAACGAAAGGCUUAGAUGCUUAAGAUUAUUACGUUUUGAGCAUUUAUGUUCAGAGCAAGUGAGCUGCAGUCUUGCACCACAUAAAACUUGUGAGGCAGAAAUAGGCUUGCACCUAGUCAGUGGCUUUUCAGCAUUCAUGUGAUGACACAUCAUGUAAUGUGGCACAUGUCUAUUCCCAGGCAUCAGAUUUCAAUUAACAGGUCUCAAACGAGAGUUGUAUUCUUGCUCAUUAUCGAACUACUUACUUUAGGCAUUUCUGUUAGCGAUCAACAAAAAUGUGUUAGAGCUGCUGCCAUACGACUUUUCAUAUGUUUCACACCAGCCACCGAUUAGCGUCACUUACAACCUUUGAAAUAAUUUUUUAAGUAACCUACCCCAAUAUCUACAGUUUCAUUGACAUUGGCAAUUUACUUUAAAGAUCAUGCUACCUAACCAAACGCUAACACAAUGUUGGUUCAAAGAAGCUCUUCGAGCAUUGGUACUCGAGACAUUUGCUUUGCUCUAUUAGCAUUCAGUGCUACUAUGUGUACGACUGCCAUGCUAAUAUGGCACUGUGCAAGAUUGGUAUUGCAUAUGACAUUCUGCACCACUAGAAAAUUUUAUUUUAGAAGUGAAGAGCGGAACAUGCCAGCUCAACCUAAUUUAUUAGUAAUCAAGUUCUCAUGCAGUUCGUUGUCUUUAUGAUGCCAUUAAUGCGACAUUGUUUUCCUUGUCUAAAAGCCAAAUGAACUAGCAGCCAUGUUCUUCUGAAGUUUCGUUUCUUAGUAAAGUGGACUUGAGUGGUGAAAAGCGAGUGUGGCUGUUUUGCCCUGAGAUGUGUCCUUGUAUGAUGUUAAUAUAUUCAUUUUUGAAGCUGUCCCGUGUUCCUUGUGCCUUGGGAACACCUGUGCCGGCGUGCUUUUGAAUGUUCUGUGCGUUUAAGAGACGUGAAUGUGUAUGCAUGUAUGACUGAGUGGCAGCUUCCUUCAGAUCUCGAUGCGGCAUGCUUCACUGCGGCCACUUGCGUUGCUUAUUUCGCGAGAGUCUUUAGAGCUCCUGGUAUCUUCCUUUCUAGAAAGAAGUGUGAAUAAGGAAUGCUAGGAAACUCUUAAAAGGAUUCUGUCCCCAGAAUUUAGAUGUCAGCCUCCAGCAGAGACAAAGCGUGAAAAACUGAAAGCUGAAAUCAUUUAUGGUAGUUACUAAUAACUUAUCACACCUCUUACUUUUCACACAAUCGCUGUCGACGAUGAUGCGUGUUAGACUGUCAUCUCGAAACGGCGUUUAAAGGCAUUGCAGUUUCACUGUGCUAUUUAUACCAAGAUUAACCUAAUGGAGCUACUGCAUGGAUCUUCAGAAAGUCUAAGCAAACUCAGUCAACUGUGCUUGUUGCUGCUUUAGUAAAGCUGCUGUCAUAAGCUUUGUUACAGCUUCUGGGUGUUCAGUUUCUGCUGUUUAUACGUACAGGCAAUGCUGAGUUAAGCACAGCAAGUCUAGUACCCAGCAGUGAAGCAUGCCGUACUCGUCCUUUCACCGUCAGCAAAUGAGGGGUGAGAAAGUUGAGCUUUGUUGAUGGUGCAUUUUUGUCAGCACGAGUGUUGGUUAUAUAAUUGUAUAAAAAAACGUGAACAGAGUAUGACACUAGCAUAUGACAUUGUCAACGACACACUCCGAUUGAAAGUGCAUCUAGGAAUACGUUUUUAAUUUAAUAUAUCUUCUUUAGCCCUUUCCCUUGCGCAUGUUCUCUUUCAGAAGUUAUAGUUUGUGUCGAAGUUUCUUUCAUGUCCCGCCAGCCUUUUUGUUUCCCCUGCAAGUAGUCAAGAUUGUUAUUUUUGCAUUUAAGGCCGAUGUGUCUGAGCCAAGUGAAUUGAUGAAGCAGUCAUGUGUUUAAGUACUGUUCAAAUCAUUCGUGGCAGUUUAGACAAGACAGCGCUGUGUGAACUGUAGCUUCUGGGACCAGAUUCGUUAACGUUACAUGCACCGCCUGUGUUCUGCCACUGUGUAAGGCAGAAGUAUCCAAGUAUGUGGGUCAGCCUGUAAUUGAGAAAUGCAUUGACACAUACUAUCACGAGUACACUGACGUUACAGUAUUUGUUUCUUUCUGAGUACCGAUGGACAACGGUUUUUUGUGUUGGUGAAAUUUCCAGCUGUGUGCAAAAUUUAGAGGAGUGGAUAUAUUGUUCUCUUGAAAGAUUGGGCUCUUCUCCCAUCAAUCAAUCAACGGUUUGCAUACUUAUCUUUAUUCGCCUGGGUUUUGUGUAUGUCGGAAUUAGCUAGCUCAUUGUGGCUAUCCUAUGGUUAGUGAGGGAGUCAUUUGACAUAACUACGAUGAAAACUGCUUUUAAAUCCCGACGCCUGUCAUUGCGUAUACCGAAGCACACAGCUAGAGCGGAUCUUUUAAUCUAAAAUAUGUUGGUUCUGUUUCAUCUAAAAGCUUACGGCCAUGGUUCUCAGUAUGUCUUAAGAGUCCUGUUUCUUCAGUAAUAUUGUUGCGAUUUACUGAGCCGGUACAAUUGUAGCAUCAUCGUACAACUUUGAAGAGCAUUCUAUCAACAUUUCUACAUUCUAGUGGCUCGGAUAUCUCGGCCCAAUUUAUUUCUCUUGGCUGUUACCUGCGGUGAAUUCUUAUUUAUACAGUUUGAAAGAAGUGCUUCAAGUACAGCAGCUACUCUCAUACGCACAUUUGAGAGCUUCAAUUCCUUUGUUAGCACUGGAUGGAUUCUAGACAGUUUCUGUACACUUUUUCUGUCAUCACUUUAUGUUGUGGCGAAGUCAAAUAACGAAAGAAAGAUCUGUUAAAAUCUCAAAGUUAGUGAAUAGGAACAGCCGACCGCACCCUAAACUUUUCAUCUCGACGCCAGACCACCUACAGCAUCGCAAUCUCUAUCGUUCCAAACAGAAAGUCACUUACUAAGUGAACGGUAUUGUCAGCAGUGGGUAGCAUUACUGGCUCGUCAGUGAGCCACGAUACUCACCGUGCUCCUGCGAACACCGUGAUGCUGCCGUAGCCGCCAUAUUGGUGCACCACGGUCAAAGCUGCGAGCUGACGAAGUCGAAGACCGCGACGAAACCGUUUGACGAAAGGUCACGCGGUUUUGCAACGACACGUCCGUCACCUACGUUCGUGUUUGUGCGAUGCGCCGAUUGGCUGAGCACCGUACCGUUGAGCCUUAAACGCCACGGCAGACGGAUCGAAAGAGCGGGAGGCGGUCGGUCCACUGCACAUUCUUUUUGAGUACUCGAUUGCUAUCACUUUCCCGACCGACAACUGUACAGAAAUGGCAAAAUAGUGUGUACAGUAAGAACGCUGAACAUGUGAGCUUUAAAGCCCGCCGAACGCACGGAGGCGGGCGAUAUGAAAGGGUUUCCUUUUCUUGUUCCGUGCACCGAGAGAUUGUGACACGGCGAACAAGAUGGCACUGCACGUAUAAUACGUUGCUUUGGUUUUCACGUGUUUUCAUGAAAUGGCUGCGCGCCAGUCUGCGUGGUCCCUUGUUCAUUUUUUUUUUUUGCGAAUUCCUCGUGUGAUACCGUUUUUUUCUUUUGUUUGUUUGUAUAAGCACAAACUAAUAAGGAAGAUGUUAAUAAAGAAUUUUUUU
Rhipicephalus sanguineus (brown dog tick) is the source of this 8047-nucleotide messenger RNA. RefSeq names its product ephrin-B2a (gene Ephrin). Gene Ontology annotation, cellular component: plasma membrane. The transcript is spliced from 6 exons. The record is from RefSeq and is a predicted model, not a curated record. Gene Ontology annotation, molecular function: ephrin receptor binding. Gene Ontology annotation, biological process: axon guidance; ephrin receptor signaling pathway. NCBI's taxonomy places the organism in Eukaryota, Metazoa, Arthropoda, Arachnida, Ixodida, Ixodidae. Bases 1075 to 2070 code for a protein of 331 amino acids.